GUCGGGGUUCAAACGUUUCCAGUGUAGGUCACUCGCUGUCCAUCUUCGUUUCACGCAUCUAUCUUUUGAGGAUGAGUUGCAUGCGUUUAGCCACUUUGGUCAUGGAUGUGGUUGGCAUUUUUUUCUUUCCAAUUAUAUUUUGAUUCUCUAAUCUAUAUGCAUGUUAUUAUAUGCUAAAUUUGGUUCAUUGUUGGUCUUUGCCGGUGAAUGUGGAUAUCAGAUUUGGCUGAUAUCCACAUUCAUGUGGAAUAAAAAUUUCCAUGCCCAAUAAUUUUGCUUUUGUCAAUAGAGCAUGUGUACCAUAAUUUUUGAAUUGUUAUGUACGUAGAUGACCUUCCUUGGAUUGUUACAAAUGGUCUGUGAUUGACUCUCUAGAGAGAGAGAAACAGAGAGAGAGAUGGAUUUUGUGUUUGGAGGUUGCGUGCAACAAAUACAACAGGCUUAUCCGUCCAGGUGCAUGGAACUAAGAUGGGUCAGCAGCAGAAGGAAAAGAAUAAUUGACAAGGAAAAGAGAGUACUGCUGCCAAAGAAACCAUUAAUACCACCGGCAUUAGUCCCAAUAUAUAUAUCCACAACCCCGUCGCACAUAAAUCCUGAGGAGCUCAAAGACCUCUAUAGUGCCUCCAAUCACUCCUGCCACCGAUUCCCCAGCUAUGUGGACUCUGAGGGCACUGUCAGAGUUGAACCGGUGGACAUUCACAAGCUCAACGUAGCUCUCUCCCACAGCUCUGUUCUCGUCUCUGUCUUCUGCAAACCAACUGAUGUUUUAUGUGCUACUGAAACGUGGUCGUCAUCGUCAUCUUCUUCUUCUUCUUCUUCUCUAGAAGACUUGAUAAAACCAAGAAAGACAUUGGGUUUGGGAGAUUUGUUCCAAAAAGUGCUGCCGGUAACACCAUCCAAUGGUCAGUUGGUGGGCUUUGGCCGUGCUGUUUCUGAUUUUGGAUUGACUGCUUCCAUUUAUGAUAUCAUGGUUAUCCCUUCAUUACGGGGAAUGGGAAUCGGCAGGAUUAUUGUUAAAAGAAUUGUAAGAUUGUUUUUCAAAGCAUGCGGAUUUGGAGAUGACAUUUUGUGCUCCACCACAAUGAUAUAUUCAAGGAAUGCUUCCACUUCUCACCAAGGCAAUCAAAUAGUUACACGUGCAGGUCGAAAGCUCUUGGUAGCUCCUCCACAUAGAGAAGCCCCUUAAUCUCUGAAGGCUAUUGAAUCAUUAAGUUGAUGUACACUGUACCCUCAGCUAAUGCAUUACAAGGCAACAAUGAUAAAGAGUUUGUCAGCUUUAUUAGACAUUCAUGUAUGAAAUUAUAGGAAUCGGGACAUGUUAGCUAACUCAGAUUUGUGGAAGUCAUUUUUGUUGCUGUCUGGGAUGACUAUGGCAUGGCUUAAGGGAUUUAAUUGAGUAGUCGGUGUUCAUUCCCCUGACUGUUUACUUGUAUCACGUAAAUUUCAAGAUGUAUCGUGGCCAUUGAAUCUCUUUUAUAUCAGUUUCAUUUAAGCUUGUAUUA
This is a messenger RNA of Carya illinoinensis, 1502 nucleotides long. RefSeq lists its product as uncharacterized. The record is from RefSeq and is a predicted model, not a curated record. Gene Ontology annotation, cellular component: endoplasmic reticulum; Golgi apparatus; endoplasmic reticulum-Golgi intermediate compartment. Lineage: Eukaryota; Viridiplantae; Streptophyta; Magnoliopsida; Fagales; Juglandaceae. Gene Ontology annotation, biological process: UDP-N-acetylglucosamine biosynthetic process. The coding region runs from base 398 to 1186 and encodes 262 amino acids. The transcript is spliced from 3 exons. Gene Ontology annotation, molecular function: monosaccharide binding; glucosamine 6-phosphate N-acetyltransferase activity.